Molecule: messenger RNA, 654 nt
Organism: Thunnus maccoyii (southern bluefin tuna)
Lineage: Eukaryota; Metazoa; Chordata; Actinopteri; Scombriformes; Scombridae
Gene: c11h2orf76
Product: chromosome 11 C2orf76 homolog
Exons: 5
Coding region: 153-530 (125 amino acids)
Source: RefSeq, a predicted model, not a curated record
GGCGGACCCGAUUGCGCAUGCGCAACUCACAUCCCCCGUUGACUCGGAUCCUUUAGCGACAGGAUUCCCUCACAUGUCAAACACAGCACAACACUCCGACGUUUCUCUGAAGUUUCAGUAUCACCGUCGUCAGAGCUGAGCAGCAGCCGGAUAUGGCCUCUUCAGCCGUGGUCACGGUUCGUCUCGUGAGGUCCUUCGAGCACAGAAACUUCAAACCGGUCGUGUUUCACGGAGUCAGUUUGGAGCAGACGGUGCAGCAGUUUAUUCACCUGGUCAGAGACGAUAUUGCAACAAGACCAGGACUUCCUCCACCUUUCAGGAAAUAUGCGUAUGACACAAUGAAGAUUAUCCACCAAGCACAUGGAGCGAAGACAAAUGAGCUGGUGAUGAGUUUAGAGGACGAUGAAAAGCUGAUUCUUCAAGAUGGCCUGACGCUCAGCGCUGCUGGCGUCGCAAAUGAGACAGAAGUGGCCUUCUUCAGGAAAGAAGACUACGGUCUCUAUAAGGCGAAUCCUCACACCACGUGGUGACCAAAGUAUUUUACGUUUACAGCAGAAAAGAAGCCUUAAAGGACAAAGAGGUCAAAGGUCAAGCAUGCUGGGAAAAAAAAAAAGAAUGACGCCAUAAUGUUUUAAUUUGUGGGUUUGUUUUUAA